Messenger RNA from Cyprinus carpio (common carp), 1317 nucleotides. Its product is annotated as collagen alpha-1(XXIV) chain-like. The record is from RefSeq and is a predicted model, not a curated record. Lineage: Eukaryota; Metazoa; Chordata; Actinopteri; Cypriniformes; Cyprinidae. The transcript is spliced from 3 exons. The coding region runs from base 226 to 552 and encodes 108 amino acids. Gene Ontology annotation, molecular function: extracellular matrix structural constituent.
GAAUGGUAGUGUAUCACGGUUUCAUUGAAUCGUUCACUCGUUUCUUUCUACGGCUCACUGAAUGUUGUGCUGUAUCUGUGUUGAUCAGGGUUGUUCUGGAUCGAUCCGAAUCUGGGCUGUACGUCUGACGCCGUCCAGGUGUUCUGUAACUUCACCGCAGGCGGACAGACCUGCUUGAACCCCGUUACAGUGGAUAAGGCCGCGUUUGAUGUCGGGAAAGUCCAGAUGAAGUUCUUACACUUGCUGAGCGUCACGGCAACCCAGACUGUAUCCCUCCACUGCUACAGUGACCCGGCGACGGUCGCCAUGGAGAGGCCUCGGGCCCUGCGUUUCCGGGGUUGGAACGGUCAGGUGUUCGAGGAAAACUCUCCUCUGAGUCCACAUCUGGUUCUGGACGACUGUGAGAUCCGUGAUGGCAGCUGGCAUCAGUCACGAUUCCUGUUUCAAACCCAGGACACUCAGCAGCUUCCCAUCGUGGACAUUCAAGGCGUACAUCCCUCACAUCCAGGAGACCAGCGGCACGUGGAAGUGGGUCCUGUUUGCUUCCUGUGAAAUCACUGAAGGACUUGAAACGGUCCUGAUCCUCAAAUCAGAGCAGCGGCGAACUGAGCGACUGUGACGGUCCUGGGACGUCUCUAAAACCCUCCUGAAGAGCGAGCGCGUCUCCAGCCCGGGACGCCGCUCCAUCCGUGUGUUUUGAGAGACCGCUGUUGUGAUUUAUCUGUUGUGGUUCAGUGUGUCAGGUGAUUUUCUUCCAUUCAAACAUGCACCAAGUCUUGGGCAGAGUCCUUGUGAAUUGUACGUUCGAUCUCGAAUGGAUAAAGAGCCAGAUGAGCAAACGAUGAAAAGGCCGAGACGGUGCUCUACCUCCUUCACGUACAGGUGCUCGUGUUCAGGUGCAUCCGGCCCGAAACAAACUCUACGCAACUACGAGAAUGCAAACUCCAUUUAGUGCAUCAUUGUGUUCUGCAAUCAGUUUUUCUGUCAGGUCAAGGCUGAGCAACAGUUUGAAGGCAGUCUUGCUGACCAAGUUAAUCAGUGGACAACGCUUAGAACGACACUAACUAUGUUUCUAUCCAAGUGAUUUGUGGCGUAUUACCUAAAAAAUGUUGAAUGGAAACAUCAAGAAGUGCAUAAAAUCAUUAAAAAAUUUUGUUUUUGCAUAAAACGCUGCACGGAAAUGGCAAGGAACACAUAAAAUCUAAAAAAUUAAAAUAUAAUAUUGCAGUAUCAUAUAAGAAAAGUGGGAUGGAAAUGCCAAGAAUUGCAUAAAAUCCUAAAAUUUUCUAUUAUCACAAAACAAACAAAUUUAAAAAA